Molecule: messenger RNA, 1149 nt
Organism: Ostreococcus lucimarinus CCE9901
Lineage: Eukaryota; Viridiplantae; Chlorophyta; Mamiellophyceae; Mamiellales; Bathycoccaceae
Exons: 1
Coding region: 1-1149 (382 amino acids)
Molecular function (GO): ATP binding
Source: RefSeq, a predicted model, not a curated record
AUGUAUUCAGAUGGCGAUUCCACGCACGUUGCGGUGACAGACGCGCAGUCGCCAGGAUUACGAAGAGGAAUCGCAACAACUUUGGAACGACUGCGCGUCGUCACGCCGAUUGGCGACGUUAUCACUAAACGCGCGUAUGCCCGCGUGGGUUUAGUUGGGAAUCCGUCCGAUGCAUACGGAGGCAAGUGUGUGGCGUUUACCAUUUCAAACUUUUUCGCUGAAGCGUCGCUACGCCGAACGCCAUCAUCGAAGCGCGUAACGUUCGCGCCGGGCCCGUACGACGGAAACGCGUUCGAUUCAUUCGACGCCUUGUCGACGCACGUAUCCCAACACGGUGUCGAUGGUGGUGUGCGUCUACUUAAGUCGCUAUGUUGCAACCUCAUGCGAUAUUGCGAGUCGACAAAGCAGAGAAUCGAUACGUCAUGUGGCUUUGAGAUGUCAUACACGUCGAACAUCCCGAAACAAACCGGCUUGAGCGGUUCGAGCGCCAUCGUCAUCGCCGCGAUGAGAUGUCUUCUCGAAAUGUAUAGAAUCAACAUUUCGUUGGAUGAUCAGACCGAGCUGGCUUUACGCGUCGAGCGCGAUGUCGGCAUCAACGCCGGACCGAUGGAUAGAGUCGCGCAGGUGUAUGAAGGCGCGGUGUUUAUGGAUUUCACAAAACCGCGCGCGUCAACAGCAUGCGGUUGGCGCAUUCACGGUGAAUACACGCGCGUGGAGACGGAUGAAUUGCCUCCUUUGUAUCUCGUGUGGGCCAAAGACAACGAGAGUGAGAGCUCUCGAAUUCACGCCGACGUUCGGCGUCGAUGGGACGCUGGAGACGCGGAUGUCGCAACGUCGAUGUCGCGCCUCGCGUCGCUCGCCGACGACGUAUUCAAAGCUAUGGCAACGCGACAAAUCAACGUCGAAGAACUCAAAACGUCGAUCGACACGAACUUUGAUAUUCGUCGAGCGCUUUUCGGUGAUCAAGCGAUCGGCGCGUUGAAUGUAACACUCGUCUCGGUGUGUCGCGAACGCGCGGGUUGUGCGGCAAAGUUUGCCGGCAGCGGUGGCGCUUGCGUCGUCGUUUGCGAAAACGACAGAGCGCGCGCUUUAAAGGAAGCGUGCGACGCGCACGGGUUCGAAGUCGAACGCGUCGUCGUGCGAAAGUAA